Glycine soja is the source of this 2674-nucleotide messenger RNA. RefSeq names its product G-type lectin S-receptor-like serine/threonine-protein kinase At4g27290. NCBI's taxonomy places the organism in Eukaryota, Viridiplantae, Streptophyta, Magnoliopsida, Fabales, Fabaceae. The coding region runs from base 142 to 2568 and encodes 808 amino acids. Gene Ontology annotation, biological process: recognition of pollen; protein phosphorylation. The record is from RefSeq and is a predicted model, not a curated record. The transcript has 8 exons. Gene Ontology annotation, molecular function: protein serine/threonine kinase activity; ATP binding.
UUCAAGGUUUCAACGCGUUCAGGUGUUUUGUUCAGACGCUAUAUCAUUUCUCUUGUAAGCUUAUCCUUCUGAUGAAUAAUACCUCGAGAGGUCUUCUUUAGAGCUUGCUGUUUUUGAUUCAUUGCUUCUGAGCACUACUGCAUGACUUCUGAUCUUCCUUAUUCAGCUGCAACAGAUAUGAUUAACCAGUUCCAGUCACUUGAAGAUAACACAACCUUGGUUUCAAACGAUGGAACCUUUGAGUUGGGUUUCUUCACCCCAGGUAGUACUUCCCCAAACCGCUAUCUCGGAAUCUGGUACAAAAACAUACCAAUCAGAACCGUUGUUUGGGUUGCCAACCGCGACAAUCCAAUCAAAGACAACUCCAGCAAGUUGAGCAUAAACACAGCAGGCAAUUUCAUACUUCUCAACCAGAACAACAACACCGUGAUUUGGUCAACAAACACGACAACAAAAGCAUCCCUUGUCGUAGCACAGUUGUUAGACUCAGGCAACUUGGUCCUAAGAGACGAGAAAGACAACAAUCCUGAAAACUACUCUUGGCAGAGCUUUGACUAUCCUUCAGACACGUUUCUACCUGGAAUGAAAGCAGGGUGGGACUUGAAGAAAGGCCUCAAUAGGGUCCUAACCGCUUGGAAAAACUGGGAUGACCCUUCUUCAGGGGACUUCACAGCGAAUUCUUCACGUACCAAUUUUCCUGAAGAGGUUAUGUGGAAGGGCACAUCAGAGUACUACAGAAGUGGACCAUGGGAUGGCAGAAAAUUCAGUGGUAGCCCCUCUGUGCCAACCAAUUCAAUCGUAAACUACUCGGUUGUGUCAAACAAGGACGAAUUUUACGCUACCUAUAGCAUGAUCGAUAAGUCGUUGAUUUCAAGAGUUGUGGUGAAUCAAACUCUUUAUGUUCGUCAGCGCUUGACAUGGAAUGAAGAUAGUCAAACGUGGAGGGUGUCGUCGGAGUUGCCCGGUGAUUUAUGCGACAACUAUAGUACUUGUGGUGCAUUUGGGAUUUGUGUCGCUGGUCAGGCACCAGUGUGCAACUGUUUAGAUGGAUUCAAGCCAAAAUCACCCCGGAAUUGGACACAAAUGAACUGGAAUCAGGGGUGCGUGCACAACCAAACUUGGAGCUGCAAGGAAAAGAACAAGGAUGGUUUUAAGAAAUUCAGUAACUUGAAGGCGCCAGACACUGAAAGAUCUUGGGUUAAUGCAAGUAUGACACUUGAUGAGUGCAAAAACAAAUGUAGGGAAAAUUGUUCAUGUACAGCCUAUGCAAAUUUUGACAUGAGGGGAGAAGGAAGUGGCUGUGCCAUUUGGUUCGGUGAUCUGUUCGAUAUAAGACUGAUUCCCAAUGCUGGACAGGAUCUGUAUAUUAGAUUGGCAGUGUCUGAAACAGAUGAAAAAGAUGAUUCAAAGAAAAAGGUGGUUGUGAUUGCAAGCAUCGUUUCCUCUGUAGUUGCUACGCUAUUAAUUUUUAUAUUCAUUUACUGGAGCAACGCAAAAAAUAUCAAAGAGAUCAUACUUGGCAUUGAAGUAAAGAACAAUGAAAGCCAACAAGAAGACUUCGAGCUACCUUUGUUUGACCUUGUCUCAAUAGCACAAGCCACAGAUCAUUUCUCAGAUCACAAUAAGCUUGGUGAAGGUGGUUUUGGGCCUGUAUACAAGGGGACACUUCCAGAUGGACUAGAGGUCGCUGUUAAGAGGCUUUCGCAAACAUCUGGACAAGGAUUAAAAGAAUUUAAGAAUGAGGUUAUGUUAUGUGCAAAACUCCAACACCGAAAUCUUGUUAAAGUUCUAGGAUGUUGCAUUCAAGAAAAUGAGAAAUUGCUCAUAUACGAGUAUAUGGCCAACAAAAGUUUAGACGUCUUUCUUUUCGAUUCUGAUCGAAGUAAACUUCUUGACUGGCCAAAGCGAUUCUACAUUAUAAAUAGAAUUGCUCGGGGACUACUUUAUCUUCAUCAAGACUCAAGACUAAGGAUCAUACACAGAGAUCUUAAGGCAAGCAAUGUAUUAUUAGAUAAUGAAAUGAAUCCAAAAAUUUCAGAUUUUGGUUUGGCUCGAAUGUGUGGAGGUGAUCAAAUUGAAGGGAAAACAAGAAGAGUAGUCGGUACAUAUGGUUAUAUGGCUCCUGAAUAUGCAUUUGAUGGACUAUUUUCCAUUAAAUCAGAUGUAUUUAGCUUCGGAGUAUUAUUGUUAGAGAUAGUAAGUGGCAAGAAAAAUAACCGACUCUUCUAUCCAAAUGACUACAAUAAUAAUCUCAUUGGACAUGCAUGGAGUUUGUGGAAUGAAGGAAAUCCAAUGGAAUUCAUUGCCACUAGUUUGGAAGACUCAUGCAUUCUAUAUGAGGCCCUGCGUUGCAUUCAUAUUGGUCUAUUAUGUGUACAACAUCAUCCUAAUGAUAGGCCAAACAUGGCAUCUGUGGUCGUAUUAUUGAGCAACGAGAACGCAUUACCUUUACCAAAGUAUCCUAGGUACUUAAUCACAGACAUCUCAACGGAAAGAGAAUCUUCUUCUGAGAAGUUUACAUCCUAUUCUAUUAAUGAUGUAACUAUCUCAAUGUUGAGUGAUAGGUAGAGAAAGAUACUUUACUUCUUACAAAAUAUUAAAUUAUUUAUUUUGUAUAUGUCCUAGUAAUUUUUGUACAUGUUUUUAAUUGUUUUGAAAUAUGUUUCUGUCUAUA